Molecule: messenger RNA, 3030 nt
Organism: Scatophagus argus
Lineage: Eukaryota; Metazoa; Chordata; Actinopteri; Scatophagidae
Exons: 5
Coding region: 575-1102 (175 amino acids)
Source: RefSeq, a predicted model, not a curated record
AAUUCGAGUUACGAUUUCUGACAUCAACAACAGCACCUGAACGUACAAACUAACCGACUAAUUGUUUGUUACGUCUGCGCUCGGGGUUCAGAGAAAGCAGUUUACGGGAAGCUCGAAGGCAGCAGUCUUACGAACGCCGCCCACUGUGUGAGGCAGUAAGAAGGAACGCGUUGAGAUGAGCUAAGCUAGAACUCUCCAGGACUGGUUUAGUUGUUUCCUCAACGUAAAGUUAUCGAGUAGUUUGACGGAUAACUAGCUAGUGACUUUGAGGACAGUACCAGGAAACUAUGCUGACAGACACGGUUCAUUUUAGCGGUUGUUUUGUAUGCGUAGCGGUAGAGUAGCGGCUGUUGUUGUUGUGGCCUUUCGCACGAUAGCCUAACGUUAGCCAGACUAACGCUAGCUGUAGCCUCAGCUGGUUCCUGAAGCUCUGUUCGCAUCACAUCCCCUAUGACGACGAGGGAGAUGGCACACCUUUCCAGCUAACUCAGAAGGUCGAGUUCACUCCAUAAAGGAUCAGCAAGUUGUUCCCCAGUUAUGAGAGCCUUUUCUCAGUAAUUGACAUCUCACAGAAAUGGAACUGUACUGGUACAUAGUUGUCAUCAUAUUCAUCAUUAUCAAAAUAUUCUUCUACGUGUGCUGGUACCGAUCAAGACAGAGGCAGCUGGCAGCAUACCUGAGCAACCCCCGCAAUGCUCAGAUAGUCAUUGUAGGAGGACGAGCAUACCUUCAUCAGAUGUGUGAGAGACAGAGUCAAACUUCUGUCUGGCCAAGUUGGUAUGGUGUUCAGGAUGACCUGUCAUUAGAGGAGCCCCCCACAGCCCUGCCACCAGCUGCAUCCUUCUCCCACUUGGACAUGCCACCACCAUACGAGGCAGUGUCUGGAGAGGACGACCUGAAGCCUCCUCCUUACAGCGAAUGUGCUCAGGGCGAUGAGGCCGCCGCUCCCCGUCCCAACCAUCUCACUCCCCUCAUUUCUGAGGGUGGAGACUCCGUUAGCGUAAAUGAAGCCCCGCCUCCUUACACACCAUCUUCCCUGGCACAAGUCGCUCAACAAGACCGUCCUGCAAGCCACAGUGAUUCAGAGAGCAGGUCCACCUAAUCAGUCCCUGAUGCCAGUUUGCCUUCUCCAUGCACUGCCUUCUGACACUCAACCUCAGUGAUCGUUGCCAGCCUAACUCUCGUCACAUGAGAGCAGAUGUUUGUUUGAUCGGGUAUGUGUGUGUGCGUGCGCGCAUGUGUGUGUGUGUGUUUGGUGGGUUUUAGAACUAACUUGUUUUUCUACUUUGUAUUGUUUAAAAAAAAAAGAAAAAAAAAGUGGUCAUCUGAUGAGUUUGGCAAUAACAGAUGAUAUCAGCAAGCCUGUGUGCCUCAGUCAGGACCGCAGUACCUGCCCCCCCAGCUAGGAUGAGGAUAAAAACCCCUUUGACCUCCUUAAGCUCAAAGGGAGUCGGUGAGAUACAGGUGAACGCAAAGAUGGCGUCCUUCUGUAUGUCCAAAGCCACUUCCUUUCACAGAUCUAAGACAUGAGUCAUUUUAAAAGCACGUUUGGGGAAAUGAGAAGAUGUUGUAGUUCCUGCUGCUGUGAUAUCCGUGGGAUAUUACUUGUGUCUGUCUGUCUGUCUGUAGGCAUUGUUCUUGAGCACAGUGACUUGUGAUAGAAAGCUCUCAGCCUGGAGAGUCUUACUCGAUUUUUCUGGCAAUUCUGCAGCAUACGUGUGCAUAUUGAAUAAAUUGUGCUCCAGCGUCUUCAAGCUGUUCUUGCUCUCCGUGCUCCAUUAGUGCUGCACGUGUGUUAUUUGAAGACAAAGUAUGUUGACGGAGAACCAUUUGAUAAUGAAUGCAAUAAUUGUUUUAAGUAAUGGCCUCAUUAGCAUAACCAGUUCUGUUUAAUAUAUCAUGUUGAUUAUACUGGCACAUUAGGCAGUACGCGUGCCCAUUAGAUCUGUGAACGGGAGCGAGCGAGGACGAGUUGAAGAAAUAAAUGAACACUGCUGAUUAUCACCUCUCCUGCUGGGUUCUGUCUGUUGCUGCUUUACUUUAUCAUCUAUACAGUAUAAACACCAUUCUUGUUAUUUCAUUGUCUCAGAAAGUCGGUUCUUUCAAAUUCAGAUGUAAGAUAAUGAGAUUUGAUGUGAUGGAUUGUAACGUUGGGCUAAGGGCUUAAAUUGACAAAAAAUAAUAACUGAAACUGCACUUGCUCAUAAGUCAUUGACAAAACUGUUUUUUUUCCAUAAUAUUGCAAAAUGAAGACUAACCAAAAAAUGUUUUGUUUUUUUUUUUUUUAAUAGCAGUUUCUGUUCCUUGUAACAUGAGUAAUCUUCCUGUUAUUCUACCACAGGCUGGUAGAGAUCUGCAAACCUUGUGCAUUUGUUCUGUUUGUAUUUUCUGGAAAAGUGUUGCUUUGGCAAACGUUAUUACUGUGCUUUUUUCUGUCACUGCAUUUCAGAUAAUCCUUGAAUAACCUUGAGAAGAUGCUUGCAAAUGAUCCACCUCCCGUGUGUUUGUUACAGUAACAAUAUAAUCGUGUACGGUUUCUGAACGCUGCAGAGCGCGAGAGAAAGUAAAACAAAAUGAAAGCUGUAUACAUGAAAUUUGGGAAAGUGCAUAACAGCCGGAGGAUAUAUCACGACGCUGCGUCAUCUUAAAUGUUAAAAUGUAAUGUAUUUUAAUGAUAAUCCUUGGUAUCGUGGUGAUAAAUCGUGGAGCAUCUGUCACUGAUGCCUGUCAAAGGAAAUCUCUCCUGUGCUCUUUACAGCCUGAAGGUUGCAACAGAGAAGCUGCAGUGUAAAACAUCUGAACUUUUAACUUGGUUGACAUUACUAACGCGGCGGCGGCGGCGACAUGAUGGCGAUCGACCACCUGCACCGUGGUGUUACAGGCUUCUACUGUAACGCAUGUCCUGUUUGUUCACUUCAUGUUCAUUCCCGUGACAUUAGAGCUCUCCAGUAGCUUUGUGAAUUAAGGAGAAUUAAUUUUGUUUUUCUGUUGUGGGGAAAUACAUCAUCUGUAUUAAACUGUUGUUUAUAA